Molecule: messenger RNA, 1204 nt
Organism: Oreochromis aureus
Lineage: Eukaryota; Metazoa; Chordata; Actinopteri; Cichliformes; Cichlidae
Gene: dlx4b
Product: distal-less homeobox 4b
Exons: 3
Coding region: 247-1020 (257 amino acids)
Biological process (GO): negative regulation of transcription by RNA polymerase II; cell differentiation; embryo development
Molecular function (GO): RNA polymerase II cis-regulatory region sequence-specific DNA binding; DNA-binding transcription factor activity, RNA polymerase II-specific
Source: RefSeq, a predicted model, not a curated record
CAGGCAGGAGGUGUUUGAAGAACCAUGUGAGCUCUGUUCGUGAUGUAAAGACGGAUCCUUUCGCUUUUAUUUGAUUUUUUUUGACUCCCCGACAGUUGUGAGCAUACACCCCGCAACUUGUAAGCACUGGGGGCUCUUUUCUCGCUGAUGAUGCGUUGGACUUACGCGUGGAUUUCUUCCAGGCUGUCCGACAGAACUCAUGAAACCCUCUUCAGAGCGACGGUUUGUGGACUUGCGCAUUAGCUAAUGAUGUCUGUGGGUUUUAUGCCUGACAGUCUUAAUGGCUCAGAUCCCUCCAAGUCGGCCUUUCUAGAAUUCGGCCACGGACACUCGACGCACCAGCAGCACUCCUCCGGACUCUCUCACGUUUAUCCGGUUCACGGCUUGCACGCGGCUGGGCAUUCCCAGCACGAAAGCCCUUUUCCUGGUACCGCGUCCUAUGGCCGCUCUCUGGGCUACGCCUACCCAGGCACGGUGAACACUCAUCCCCCGUCCGCUUACAUGCCCUACCAACACAGCAAUCACAGCAACAGCAGCAGUGUGGCCCACAGCAGAUUAGAGCACACAGACCACGACAAGUCCGCUGUGAUUGAAAACAGAGACAUUCGUCUAAAUGGCAAAGGGAAGAAAAUUCGCAAGCCUCGGACCAUCUACUCCAGUCUGCAGCUGCAGGCUCUGCACCAGCGCUUCCAGCAGACACAGUAUCUGGCCUUACCGGAGCGCGCAGACCUUGCGGCCAAGCUGGGGCUAACACAAACUCAGGUGAAAAUAUGGUUUCAAAAUAAGCGCUCCAAGUACAAAAAGAUCAUGAAGCAUGGCAGCGGAUCAGAGGGAGAACAUCUCCACGGCACCAGCUCCAUCUCUCCCUGCUCGCCCGCAUUGCCCCAGCUAUGGGAGGUCUCCAUGGCGAACAAAGGAGCCCCGGUCCAUCCGAGCAGUUACAUGAACAGUUUCAGUCACUGGUAUCCGAAUCACCACCCUCAUCAUCAGGACGCGAUGCACAGGCCUCAGAUGAUGUGAGUGGACAGUUUUUGGACGCCUAUUUAGGAAGCGUCCAUCGGGCUGCACUGAACUUGCUGGUGCCUCCAGAGGCCUCCUCUCAGAACUGAGAGUUUAGGAGACCUUGUUUAUAUUCACUGUAUUUUGUGUGCGUUUUGAAUUUUAAAAUUCUCACUACAAGAAAUAUUCAGGCAUCAAAAGAAAA